Mesorhabditis spiculigera is the source of this 1041-nucleotide messenger RNA. NCBI's taxonomy places the organism in Eukaryota, Metazoa, Nematoda, Chromadorea, Rhabditida, Rhabditidae. The record is from the annotation of a GenBank genome assembly.
AUGGCCAUCUUCCGAAAAUUGGAGCAACGGAGGAGGAGGAAAGAGCUGGAAGAGUACAAUCGAUUACGCGAUGAAUUGACGGCGCUGUACGAUGAGGAUGACGCUCAAAUCGCAGCCGGGACGAAGAAGGAAGAGGAGGAGAGAGGCGCCGAUCGUCUACUUUCCCGAAUCGCUACGGGAAUAAAUCUUGUGCUCCUCGGUGGAAACCUGACAGCUUCAAUUCUGUCCAGUUCUCUGGCCAUUAUCAGUACGUUCAUCGAUUCGGCGAUGGAUUUGACGAGCAAUAUCAUAAUCGCCAUCUGUUUGAUGUUGAUUCAAAGGACCAAUGCCUAUCACUAUCCACGCGGGAGAGAUCGCCUAGAAUUGAUCGGCGUGCUCGUGUGCUCGAUUUUGAUGGGAAUCGCGAAUAUCGUCGUCGUUUUCCAAUCCGUUUUGGCCAUUUCGAACGACUCGAUGAACGCCAAGAUUGACUAUUUCUCUGGCGGGCUAAUGCUUGGAGGAGCCGGGCUGAAGAUUGUUUUGGCUGUUAUAUGCUUCAAAAGAGGGACACCUUCCUCAAAGGUGCUAGCAAUGGACAUGCGAAAUGAUGCGGUCACGUGUCUGACAGCCUUCUGCGCGGCGUUGAUUGCCCAUAAAUGGUGGAAAUAUGCUGAUCCGAUUGGAGCGAUUCUCGUUUGCUCAAUAAUCGCGUUCAACUGGUUCUCACACGCCGUGGAGAAUAUUCCGCAAAUGGUCGGGGUGAGGGGAGACCCGCGACUUCUUUCUCGAGUCAUACGAGUCGCCUCUCAACACGACUCCAGAAUUAAGAAGAUUGAUCACGCGAUAUGCUAUCAAACGGGCACUGCGGCUACGGUGGAAUUACAUGUCGUGUUGGACCAGCAUUUGCCGUUGAAGGAUACCCAUGAUAUCUGCCAUCCUCUCGAGCGAAAACUGUGGCGUCUAGAUGGAGUUGAAAGAGCCUACGUCCACUGCGACUACGAGUGUGAUGGGGAUCAUUUUGUUGAAGAAGCCGUUUCCGAACGACGCCCCCUGGCGGAUGGA